Molecule: messenger RNA, 1358 nt
Organism: Zophobas morio
Lineage: Eukaryota; Metazoa; Arthropoda; Insecta; Coleoptera; Tenebrionidae
Product: zinc finger protein 142-like
Exons: 3
Coding region: 93-1328 (411 amino acids)
Biological process (GO): regulation of transcription by RNA polymerase II
Molecular function (GO): RNA polymerase II transcription regulatory region sequence-specific DNA binding; DNA-binding transcription factor activity, RNA polymerase II-specific
Source: RefSeq, a predicted model, not a curated record
CAAGUGCAUUGAUGACCAAAGAUACUUGAAAACUAAUACAAUACCUAAUUCUACAAGUUAAACGUACACGGUGAAAACCAAAAGUUGAGGUUAUGUCGCUUCAAAAAGGGUCAAGCUUGGACUACUCUGAAGCACUCAAAACUCAUGGAAGAUCUUCAUGGAAAAACGUCCACAAAUGUAAACAAUGCCCAUACUUUACUACGUCAUUUUUUCUUAUGGUGAACCACGUGAAGCGACACCGUUCAUCUUUGGAAAAAUUUACUUGUGAAAACGCUGAAAUUGAAACGUACUAUUGUAAAGACUGUGAUUUUAAAACGGAAUUAACGAUUCUGUUCAAACAACACAUUAACGAACAUCGCAGUCUUAAGAGAGAUGAUUUAUCAAGCUUACAAAGCUACGUUUGCGAAAAGUGCGACUUUGAAACAAACCUGGUGUUGAAGUGGCUUCAGCACACUUCAGUAUGCAUCAGAAGAGAGAAAAAUGUCCAACGAUAUUCCUGUGUGGAAUGUUCGUAUACGGCUAGCCACAAAACAUAUUUCAACAAACAUACGGCAAAUCGCCAUUUGAACAAGCGGUUUGCUUGUGACAAGUGUUCAUAUGAAUGUAGAUACGAAUCAGGUUUAAAACACCACGUAAAUCUGAACCAUCUAGAUGAUGAAGAUGGCAAAUGGCACAAGUGUGAACAAUGUCCUUAUAAAACUAGAGUCAAAUGGAGUCUAAAAAGACACAUCAACAACUUACACUUGAAUGAAAAAGAAAUCGAGUGGCACCGAUGUAAUCAAUGUCCGUUUAAAACCAAGACAAAAUGUGGUUUAAAAAAACACGUUAAUUCGUUACAUUUGGACGGAGUUAAGUGGUUUGAAUGUUCAAGCUGUUCGUAUAAAAGUAAAAGAAAAGACAAAUUAAAAUUGCAUGAGUCGCUCCACCAGUUGGAUAUCAAGUCGUUUCAGUGCGAGUAUUGCGAAUAUAAAGCUAAAUUAAAAUGUUAUUUAAGCGCUCAUAUGAAGAACUGUCAUUCAGACGAAAAUGAUGUGAAAUGGUACAUGUGUGAGCACUGUCCGCAUAAAACUAGACGUAAAUCGGAUUUAAGAGUCCACGUGAAACGGGUGCACUUGGAAAGAAAGGAUGUUGAAUGGUAUGCGUGUGAAAAGUGUCCGUUUAAAAGCAGAACGAAACAUAAUUUAAAGAAGCACAUAAAUGUCCAUCUUACACAAAAAUCAGAAUGGUAUGAGUGUGGGAAAUGUUCGUAUAAAAGUCAAAUUAAAAGGUAUUUACAAAAGCACCUAAAGGUGCACACAAAAAAUACAUAUCAAUUAUGUACAGUUUAAUCUUGUAAUGUAUUAAAUUAAUUCUACUUA